AUGGCCCUAUUUCUAUCAACUCUUCUCUUUGGAGCCCAGCUCAUUUUGAGCGCAUCGUCUCACUCAAUCCCCAAUAUGCUUCCUCGAUCAGGACAACAUCAGUAUCCAUACCCUGUACUGGGCUCAGACGAAGCUGCAGAUUAUGCAACAACUGGGUAUUUCAUCAAUCAUUUCGCCAUCUCUACCAGAAAUCUCACUGCCAGCCUUGACUUCUACUCUAGAGUCCUUGGCUUCCGCAAAAUGUUCACCUUGUACGUCAGCAAGACAUACUCCAUCACCUACCUAGCCCAUGCCCACGGUGGCAAGAACGGAACAGGAUAUCAAACCGCUCUGGAGUUGAAUCGUGAGAAAAAUAAUGCUCAAGGUCUUCUCGAGAUUUACUACCUCGAUAUUCCUACCAAUAAUAUUAAGUCUAGCUCUCAGCAUCCCAACACCUUUACUCAUAUUGGACUUGUUGUACCCGACGCCCAGAAGACACAAGAGCGUCUGGAGACGAUGCCUGAUCUAAAGAUUGUCAAGAAAUAUGGAGAGAAGUUUACCCAGCUCACUGAUGAUCUUGUGAUCGGCCCGGCUGUUGGACUGCCGCCUGCUAUUGUUGCAUAG
Messenger RNA from Fusarium tjaetaba, 603 nucleotides. RefSeq names its product lactoylglutathione lyase. The record is from RefSeq and is a predicted model, not a curated record. The coding region runs from base 1 to 603 and encodes 200 amino acids. The transcript has a single exon. NCBI's taxonomy places the organism in Eukaryota, Fungi, Ascomycota, Sordariomycetes, Hypocreales, Nectriaceae.